Dendrobium catenatum is the source of this 1001-nucleotide messenger RNA. RefSeq lists its product as uncharacterized. NCBI's taxonomy places the organism in Eukaryota, Viridiplantae, Streptophyta, Magnoliopsida, Asparagales, Orchidaceae. The transcript is spliced from 2 exons. Bases 100 to 858 code for a protein of 252 amino acids. The record is from RefSeq and is a predicted model, not a curated record.
CUCUCCAGGUUAGAGAACUAGUUCGGUUUGUGCGCCGCCGCCAACGACAGAUCGCGGCCGCCUGGUAGUUCGCUGGAGUGUGUGGUGAUAAAAGGAGCGAUGUCGAUUGCGUUGGAGAUAGGUGGGGGGAUCGGUGGCGCGGGAUUCAUCUGUGGAAUUGGAUGCGUGCCGAUCUAUGACUUGACGGAGAUCGAGAAGGAUCCGCCUCUACCGCUGGCGUCUCCUUCUUCGUCUUCGUUUGCGUCAUCUUCGAUCGGGGAAGAGAGCGAUGGCGUGGGUCGAGAGUUAGAGGACGAUGAGGGAGCCGGGAUGGGGGAGGUGCAAAGCGCGUACAAGGGUCUGCUACAGGGAAUGGAGUCUAUGGAGGAAUCACUGCCGAUUAGGCGAGGCAUUUCCAACUUCUACGCUGGCAAGUCCAAGUCUUUCACAAGCCUCUCAGAUGCCAUAUCCUCCUGUGCUUCUACCAAGGACCUGGCCAAAGCAGAAAAUGCUUAUUCUCGUAGGCGAAGGAAUCUCCUUGCAUCCAAGAUCUUCUGGGAGAAACCACAAAGCAAUCUGUUGAGAAGUCCAUCGGGCGGCAUAGCUAAAAGGCCAGCUGCUGCUCACAAACGAAGCCCGCUGGCCCUUGCUGUAGCAAUGGGCGGCUCUCCAAGAACUAGUAAUAUAAGUGAAUAUCAAGGCGAAAACCACCAGUUUUUACCCCAACCAGCCAAAUCCACAACUGGUUUUGAAGAUCCAGUAAACAGCUCUUCUUCUUCUUCUCAGCUUUGCUCUUUUCCAAUGCGAUCAUUCUCGUUGGGUGAUCUUCCAGUAUUGAAAAAUUCCGGUUCUUCAGUUGGAUCGAGGGAGGACCAAUAGAGGUUCUAUUGAUGAAGAGCUGUUGGUCAGUUCUUGCCUGAAUUGUGAUGUCAAUGGAUGAAGGUGUUGUAUAGUAAGUUUUUUGCUGUAUAUACUAUAUAUAAUGGUUUUUAAUUUGAUGUUAGUGUUUACAUAAAUUUUUA